Messenger RNA from Anneissia japonica, 2658 nucleotides. Its product is annotated as protein kinase C and casein kinase substrate in neurons 2 protein-like. The record is from RefSeq and is a predicted model, not a curated record. Bases 101 to 1789 code for a protein of 562 amino acids. The transcript is spliced from 9 exons. NCBI's taxonomy places the organism in Eukaryota, Metazoa, Echinodermata, Crinoidea, Comatulida, Comatulidae. Gene Ontology annotation, molecular function: protein binding; phospholipid binding. Gene Ontology annotation, cellular component: cytoplasm; plasma membrane; endosome. Gene Ontology annotation, biological process: regulation of endocytosis; plasma membrane tubulation; cytoskeleton organization.
AUGGUCGUACUUGUAAUACUGUCGUUAGUUGUUGCUGGUAUUGUUGUGUAUCUAGGCUAUCGGGAUGGAUUGUUCAACUCUAUCUUAAAGAGAAAUACCGAUGAUACUGUUUAAUAUUUUAAUCUUAAUUAUUCCAGGGUACGAAUACGGUUCGAUGUUGGAUGCACUGCGGUGCUGUAUAAAAGAAGCUGGGCAAGUUGCAGAUUUACAUGAAGAAUGUCGAAUGAAGUUAAUUGGUGAUGGAGGCCCAUUCUCUUGCAUAAACAGGUGGAAAAGGGCACAUUGCCAUAAAACAUUAUUUGGUGGCGUUCAGGAAAUACGACAAUUUGAAGAAGAUUUCUCAAAUGCUCAAAGCGGAUAUAUGAAACUACUGUCUAAAAUCAAGAAAGCGAGGAAGGCCUAUCACAUGGCGGUGGUCGCAGCGCAUAAAACUCAGAAGUUCGCAGAAGAGGAAAGUAAGAAGGAAAUCGUUGGUACUGAAACAAAAAAUAAAUUAUUCAAACGGGCAGAACAGCAUGCCAAACAUCGGGAACACAUGAAGAAAGUUUAUCUUAAAGGCAUUUUAAUGUGUAAUGGGAAAAUGAAGGAACGGUAUUUCCAGAAAAUGACGUCUGAAUUCAAUAAAUGCCAACUUUUUGAGAAAGAGCGACUUGAGAGCCUAAAGUAUGAGCUACUGAGAUUUGUUAACGCUCUCGACAUUUCAGUUUUACCGGGAUACGACGGUAUAUAUGAACAAAUAAAGAAUAAAAUAGAAUCGGCGUGCGCCAACGACGAUGUUGAGAUCUGGAGCAAGAAACACGGUGCGUCAAUGAAACCAUAUUGGCCUUCGUUUGAGGAAUUUAAUUUAAGUCAUCUCGACGAGGAUAAACCUGGUUUCAAGGGAUUGUUUCAUAUCGACGAACAGAUCGACAAAGACGACCUUUGGUACGAUUGUUUUGAGUCAGAUUUUGAAGAUGAAGAGCUUUUGCCUAAUCAAACAUGGAAAGAGUAUGUUGCCAAACAGGUGAACGAGGCAGAAAGAAAACGGGUGUCACAAAAUUUAGCUCUUUCUGCAGUUCAGCAACGACUCCUGUUCCUCGCUCACAAGAAAGCCGCUCAGCAGAAACCCAGUACAUCAUCCACACAAGCCUCUUCAAAUCAUGGUUGCAACAAGGACGCCACAGGUUACAUACAACCAAAUGAUAAGCGGGAGAAGGGAUCGAAUAUCUUCAAGCAACACAGUAGCUCUCUGAGGAGCACUAGUUAUACAAAACCGAAUGAUAAGCAGGAGGUAGGAUCACAUGUCUUCGGGCAACACAGUAGCUCCCUCUGGAGCACUGACACUGGUUCUGCCAACAACGCUACCAACAGUUGUGUCUGGUCGCAUGGCAGCCAAUCAGAACGUGUGGCGCGUGACACAGAAGCAGUUCAGUCCUGUCAUGCAGUAACGCAAUGUCGAGAAACAUGUGACACAGGACCCAGAAUGCUGGAUAAAGCAAAUGAUCCAAUGAAAAGUAAGCAGAGGUCACAUCGAAACCUGUUGCUCCAACCUUCCGACCAAACCGAACAUCGGGUGCAAGCUUUGUGGAAUUUUGAACCUGGUCAGCACGACGAACUCGCACUAAUGAGAGGUGAAGUUUUCUUUCAACUUGGCCAGACCAACGAUGAUGGUUGGGCGUACGGUCGUAUCGGCAGCAGGACUGGUCUCUUUCCAGCUGGUUACGUCCGACUACUUAAACCUGAAUACAUUUCCACAAAUGUGACAUCGACUAUUCCAGUUGGUUCGUCAGAAUCCAUAAACAAUAAUUAGUUGUUACCGAUUACGACACUGUUUAAUACAAUUCAUUUGAAAUGAAAUCGUCUACUAUCCAGCCUAUAUAUUUAUGCAAAUAAAACAAUUAUAAUAUAUGCGUGUUUAUGCAUUUGCGUAUCUUUGGGGGCGUGGGGGAACGCAUGCCCUCUAAAUAAGCUUCCACCUUCUAGCCCCCACCACACUGGAAAUUUUCUGAGCAAAGGAAAUUUAUCUAGCCUUCAGCACUGAAAUGGGAAUUAUCGCUCGCCAGGCGGUGGACUCGGGUUCAUUUCCCAGCAGAUGCACAUAUAUUACUUUUUUAUUAUUUUGGUAUUUUGAAUUUGCAAUUAUGUUAUAAUUUCUUCUAAUAGUGUAGUUUUCAACGUCUGUUUGUUUAUAUGGAAAUCAAACUUCAAUAAAAUAGGCACUGGUUAACUUUGAGAAGUUACAUUAGGGAAUGACAUGAAUAAACUUAAAAAGAAACUGACCGUCAUUUUGCUUUGCAAUUUACCUAAAACUUCGCACAUGACCAACAAGAGCUGCCUUAUUCUUUCGCCUCUAAUCCACCUUCUCUUGAAUUUAACAAUACCAUAUAAAUUUCAAUCUAAAAAAGAGGUUUGUGUGGGAGUUGUACCCGGAAUGUCUCACACCCUAAUGGGACCCAGGACUAGCCAUAUUAAUAAUGUUAUAUGCUGAAACAAAUACAUGCUGAUAAAGCCACUAUAUAAAAAAAGAACGAACCAUGAUGCAAUCAAUCAAUCAAUCAACAUAUAUGUUGUAUUUGUGACAAGUGUGACCAUGGCACUCUGGUCGAUCGCUGAUGUGGUUUGUACGUCAGUAAUUAUAAAUGAUUGUAGGAUGAGCCGAAUUAAUGUUCAGAACCUGUC